Molecule: messenger RNA, 2690 nt
Organism: Meleagris gallopavo (turkey)
Lineage: Eukaryota; Metazoa; Chordata; Aves; Galliformes; Phasianidae
Source: RefSeq, a predicted model, not a curated record
AAUUCUGCCCCUUUUCCUGUUUUUCUUUUAACCUCCACUUCUCUUUCACAGUUCCUGGUCAAUUGUUGCAGUUGGAUUACUGGUUCUGGUUUUUAUUGCUUUGUUGGCUCGUGUUCUUGUCAAAAGAAAACCACCAAAAGAUCCGCUGUUUUAUGUUUAUGCUGUAUUUGCCUUUACCAGUGUAGUGAAUCUAAUAAUUGGGCUGGAACAAGAUGGAAUUAUUGAUGGAUUCAUGACUCAUUACUUGAGAGAGGGUGAACCGUAUCUGAACACUGCGUAUGGCCAUGUGAUCUGCUACUGGGAUGGCUCUGCUCAUUAUCUGAUGUAUCUUUUGAUGGUGGCAGCUAUUGCUUGGGAACAAAGCUAUAGAACCAUUGGCCUUUACUGGUUGGGUUCCAUUUUCAUGAGCAUCAUUGUCUUUAUGCCUGGAAACAUUGUGGGAAAAUAUGGAACAAAAGUGUGUCCUGCUUUUUUCUUGAGUGUACCAUAUAUUUGCCUUCCCGUAUGGGCUGGGUUCCGAAUUUAUAACCAACCUUCAGCAACUCAUGAUACUCCAGUCAAGGUGGUUCAGGAAGUUCAGAAGAAAGGACUCUUAAGACGACCAAUAGAUUUAAUGUUAGCUGCGUAUCUCAUUCUAGCAGCGGGGUUUUGCAUAUUCAGGGGCAUGAUUGCUCUGGAUUGCCCUGCUGAACUCUGCCGGCUAUAUAUUCAGCUUCACGAGCCUUAUAUAAAAGAUCCUGCUGCCUAUCCUAAGCUUCAGAUGCUGGCAUACAUGUUCUACUCCGUGCCGUAUUACGUGAUUGCUUUGUAUGGCCUGCUGGUGCCUGGUUGUUCCUGGAUGCCUGAUUUAACCCUUAUACAUGCUGGAGGACUAGCUCAGGCUCAGUUUUCCCAUAUUGGUGCUUCUCUUCAUGCCCGAACUCCUUACAUCUACAGAGUCCCUGAAGAAGCAAAACAGUUUUUUCUGAUAUUGAACAUAAUGUAUGGGAUUCUUCCCCAGCUGCUGGCUUACAGGUGUGUCAACAAGCCCGAGUUUUUUAUGAAGGCAAAAGAAGAAGAAAAAACAGAAUAGCACAACUGUUUUCAGCUCCUCUUUUUGGCUGUGUAUGUAAUUGGGUUUGGAUGUAAUGGAACUUGCUCAGACGGAACACAAAUGACGUGUGCCAGAUUGCACAGCUGUGUGGAGAUGCAUGGCCUGUUUUGUUCACCUGACUCAAAAAGGGAAAAUAAAGAUAACUGCUUUCAAUAUCACUUCUCAACAUUUUGACUUCAAGCACAGUUCAUACUUCAUAUAUGGUUCAUUUUUAAAAUAUUGCAUGGAAUUAAAUAGUAACAGUGCCAGUGUUUUGCCUCCACACACUGAAGAAUAUCAGUUAGCAAUCCCUACACAAAGUUAUUACAGAAUGUGAAGGUCGAGAUUUUCAAGUGUCAGAAAUUAACAUACAUAACUCUGUAACAUGCACAUGUUUUAUUUGUCAAAAAGUAAUGUCUCGUGGGUCAGCCUUGUUAAAAACCCCAAGAAAUCUUUCAAGAAGCAAUCCACUGUGAUGGUAUGACUCCGUUUAUGCUAUGCAAGUCGUAGAGUUUUCUUAAUACUUUCAAGGAUUCACUUCUGCAAGGACUACUCAUCUGCUUUAAGUUAAGCAUGUGCUUACUUGUGUUUCUGAGUUGGGCAUGGAGUGCUCACUGCCUUGAGCAGUCAGCCCUUCCACAUUAACAUGCAUUUUCCAAGAGGAGGGUUCUGCUGAAGCGUUAUCCUACGCAGCUCCUUUUGCUAAUGGUGUUAGGUCGUAAACAAGUAGCAGCAUAUACAGAGACCUUGCUUGGCCUGUUUAGGUUUCCACUUGCAAUUACAACUAUUUAUUUGAUUGCUAUUGGUAUUUAUACUUAAAGCAGGAUAUUUAGUGCCUUUCUUGCAGAUGAAAUUAGCUGAUACAUUUUAACUGCAAACACUUUAUUUUUGGGAUGUUGAAUUUUGGGUGUUUUGACUUGGAGAAUUUCAGUUUUCUUUUUAAACCUAAUCAGUAACAGGAAAGCAUCAGCUCAUGCGCAUGCAUGUUGCACUCUACACAAGGGGACUUUCAGAGCAGCAAGAAAGUCAUGCGUUCACGCUCUGCAGUGAAGCACUGAGGCGUGGUUCAUAGCAGCGCUCAGAAGACAGAACCCAUGGUUUCAUACCUCCGACCACAGGGCAGGCCCAAAAACCACAGCACAUCUUUGUCAAUGCUUCUUGGUAAAAGGGAACAUAAGCAAUGGUUUCCUUCAAGCACCCAACUCCCUGGUGCGGAAUCCUUCCACGUGCGCUCGAAUCUGGGACAGCUCCAACCCCGUCCUCCCAAGAAAACAAGCCCUGAGCUGUUGGGCUGCAACAACACGAUGUCUCACAGACAUUUGCACCUCUGAUGUCACUUCUAAUGUUUUUAAAGAAACUUUGAAUACAUUCAAGGUGAAUUUAAUAACCUCCUGUUAUCCAGAAAAGGCAAAGUACAGAAAAAAUAAAGAUCUCACCUGCACUUGUAUCUAUUAUGGUCAACUCAUGUUAACAGAAUGUUUUGCUUUAAUACUUGACUUACAUUAAUACCUCACAUUAUUACACGUAUGAAGCCAAAUAUGACGCUAACUUAGUUGCUUACAACCUCAAACCUUACUCCCAAUACACAUUCCAAUAAAUUUAUUCUGUAAAAACAAUA